AUGAGUGCUGCCGAGCAUAGCAACAUCGCGAUCUUGGCAGGCCCGAAGCUCCUCGGAUAUUUCUUCAACUGGGCCCUUCUUGGAGUUCUGACCCUCCAAACCUAUCUCUACCAUGUCAGUUUUCCGCACGACCCACUCCUUCUGCAAUGUUUGGUCUACGGCAUGCUCGCCUUUGAAUGGGUCCAAACUGGACUCGUCACCGGUGUCGCCUUCGAGAUAUUUGUCUACAAUUAUGGAGACUUGAACAGCCUCACGAAGAUAUACUACGCGUGA
Molecule: messenger RNA, 273 nt
Organism: Fomitopsis serialis
Lineage: Eukaryota; Fungi; Basidiomycota; Agaricomycetes; Polyporales; Fomitopsidaceae
Exons: 5
Coding region: 1-273 (90 amino acids)
Source: RefSeq, a predicted model, not a curated record